This is a messenger RNA of Chinchilla lanigera (long-tailed chinchilla), 1219 nucleotides long. It is a transcript of the gene Ankrd60, whose product is annotated as ankyrin repeat domain 60. The record is from RefSeq and is a predicted model, not a curated record. Lineage: Eukaryota; Metazoa; Chordata; Mammalia; Rodentia; Chinchillidae. Gene Ontology annotation, molecular function: protein binding.
GGGGCAGCGCCGGGGCCCCGCAGCCACUCUGCGCGGCCCCCUCAGCCCCGGUCCGCGGGCGGAGAAAGCCGCUCGCCGGCGACCUGCAGGCGCUCGACCUGAUCCCGGACGUCUUCUUCGUGCGGGUGAGGCUGGAGCCGACCGGGGAGAUGUUCCGAGUGGCAAACUGCCGCAGCGACAUGACCGUGCGCGAGCUCAAGGAGGACCUGGACCUGAUGGUCGGCAUCCCUUUCAACCUCCAGCGGCUGCAGUACCUGGACCAAGGAGAUUUAACGGACGAGACUACCCUGCGAUUCCACGAUGUUGUACCGGGUGGAGUGCUUUCUCUGUGUAUCUGGCAUUAUGAUGGUUGGACAGAUCUGGUUGUGGCGGCGGUGGAAGGGGACCCCAAUAAGCUGUCCUGUCUCGGGACCACCGAAGAUUCUUUCUACCGAACUGCAAAUUCUGAACAUCUCGAGGGUGCGGAGUGGAAGCAGUGGAUCGCUCAGAGGGCUUUUGUGGCGCUGUACAUCGGCUCCCACAGAGGUCAUUUUGAGGCUGUGCGGUACCUUCUAGAACAUGGAGCCAGCUGCCUCGGCAGGUCCCCGGUGGGCAGGACGGCCCUGCACGUGGCCGCGGCCAUGGGCCGCCUGGACUGCAUCACUCUCCUGCUGGAGCACGGGGCCUCCAUCCACGACAAGGACGCCCACGGGGAGACCCCGAUCGCCACCGCCCGCCGCCUGCACCGCAAGCAGAGUGAACGGCGCAUGUUCCUCCUAUACUGGUUGGCCAAGUCGGGGGCCAAGGGCCGCAGCGAGCUGGCCGUGAAGAAGUUCUUCAGACAGACAGUGCCGAGCUGGGGUCCACGGGGGUCCCGAAGCGGCUCCUCCUGAAAGGCUGCCCGCCGGGGUGCACUGGGGGGCUCUCUGCAGCUCAACCCCACCGAGGCCCCCACCGCGGUCAUCAGAGCAGAAACACAGGACCCCUGUGACUCACACCCCGGUGUGCUGUCCUGUUUGCCAUGGGCUCCGGGAGGGUGCUGGAAGCAGGAGUCGGCGUUCACUUAGCAAUUUGCGACAGACCUAGCAGGCGCUGGUGCCUGCCUUGCAUCCUAAGCUGUUUUGUACAUUGUAUCCAAUGACACUGUGGGGGGUGCUGGGAAAUCAAUUACCUUCUCUCCCUUCUGGAGACCGUCGGAUGCACCAGCAUAAUAGGAGUAAUAACAAUAAUGAUAAUAGCA